AUGCCGCCGAUUCGACGACACCUCGAUCGCGCCCGUUCCACGGCGACGCCAUACCCCAACGGCUGGCUGUCGCGACGCCACCGCCGGAGCAGAACCAGGAGCGCCGAUGGUGAUGGGGCCCUACCGGCCAACGUCCUCUCCGAGAUCAUCGCCCGCGCAUCUUCGGGCGCCGCCGACGUCGCGCGCUUCUCCUCCACGUGUCGCCGCUGGGGCUUCGCCGUGGCCACGCACGCCGCCGCCAUCUGCCGCUCACUGCCUCCGCCCACACGGUACCAGACGCACCUCACCCUCGGCUUCUUCCAUCAAGAAAACGAAGACGUCCGCGCCUUCCACAGGCGCCGCCGACCUUGCGACUCCGCGCAGCCGAGCUUCGUGCCGACAGCGUCCGCCUCGCACCUCCUAGGCACGCUGUCGCUGGGCUCCCAUCUCCUGGGCGGCCUGUUCGAGCAUGCCCGCCCGGUCGCGUCCCGGAACGGGCGCCUCGUCCUGGAGGUCCGGCGCGAGGAGCGCGCCCAAGGCCUCACCCUCAGCGUGUACAACCCCAUGACUGGGGAGGUGUCCGUGCUUCCCUCCCUCGCCGGCGAGGACUGCCCCGGGUACUACGCGUGCGCCAUACUCACGGGCGACGAUCUUGACGCUGCCAGCACUCCGCCGGGCUUCUUCCGCGUGCUCCUCGUCUACAACCGUCACGGUUUCACGGCGCUGCGGAUCUUCUCCUCCGACGUCGGCAGCUGGGGGCCGGAAGGCAGGAUGCCUGGCGCCAAGAUGGAUGCCGGCAAGCUGCGCCGGCUAGGCCCCGCUGUGGUUGUCCGCGGAGUGGCCUACUGGCCCAUGCACCGUGCGGCGUUGGGCGUGCGCCUCGACGGUGCACUCAUGGACGUGUGCUUCGUGCCCUACAUCGAGCACUAUUUUCCGGACUACCGCUUGCUGGGCGUGACACCGGACGGGAGCCUGAGCUUCGUCUACGCCCUAUUCACCGGCCUCACCAUCACCGUCGAGAGCCUGAAGCCGCAGAGCCUGAGCACGGCUACUGAGUGGGAGUUGCGCGAAUUGAUCGACGUUCCCGAAGCCCCGGUGAGUCGAGGGACCGCUUUUAAGUUGCGGUGGUUCAACGAGAAGAGCGGCACUGUGUUAUUCACCACCAGGGAAGGCGGAGACGCUACCAGCGGCGCCUUCAUGUUGAACCUCGCGACCAAGUCCCUGGAGAAGCUUGCGGGCGGCGUCGAGUGCCAUGGAUGGAGAAACUUUUGCGGGUAUGAGAUGGACCGCGCGGCGCUCCUUGCGUCCAUAGCCCGUUUCUGA
Lolium rigidum is the source of this 1302-nucleotide messenger RNA. RefSeq lists its product as uncharacterized. Bases 1 to 1302 code for a protein of 433 amino acids. Lineage: Eukaryota; Viridiplantae; Streptophyta; Magnoliopsida; Poales; Poaceae. The record is from RefSeq and is a predicted model, not a curated record. The transcript has a single exon.